This is a messenger RNA of Trichoderma asperellum CBS 433.97, 1570 nucleotides long. RefSeq lists its product as uncharacterized. Lineage: Eukaryota; Fungi; Ascomycota; Sordariomycetes; Hypocreales; Hypocreaceae. The record is from RefSeq and is a predicted model, not a curated record. Gene Ontology annotation, cellular component: mitochondrion. Gene Ontology annotation, molecular function: enoyl-CoA hydratase activity. Gene Ontology annotation, biological process: fatty acid beta-oxidation.
UCUGUCUCUGUCCGUCCCUUAUGCCCAACCCAUUCACACCGUCAGACGCGGGUGAGUUUGAACGACUGAAGAAUCAUAUCCAAAACUGAGCGUCCGCAGCGACGCCAUGAUCUAUUCUGCAGCCGCGGUCUCAUCGUUUUUCGUCCGCUGAAUGAGAUAGAAAAGCCUCUGGAGGACAGCAGGGAAAAAAAGGAGACAAGAAGAUAGCAGUGAUUCUGUUGGUAUUCGAUUCGUUAUCUGGCAUAACAUAUGCUGCGGCCACUCACCCCGUCAACCUCACUCGCACCCCCUUUAAUGAAACCAGAAAGCUGAAGAGCAGAAUUGGAGACCAAAAUAAGAGAAAUAAAAAAAGAGAGGGCAUAAAAAAGAGAUCACAAUGGCCAAAUCAAUCAGCUCACCCCCAAAGGUCGACGAUGUCAUCGUCACCGCGCCUCGUCCACACAUACUCCUCGUGACCAUCAACCGCCCCAAGCAGCUCAACUGCAUCCGCAACGACAUGCACUUCCAGCUCGAGCGCCUCUGGAAGUGGUACGACGCCGAGCCCUCGCUGCGGUGCGCCAUCAUCACCGGCAUGGGCCGGGCUUUUUGUGCUGGCGCGGAUCUCAAGGAGUGGAACGAACGCAAUGCCCACCCGGAGGAACAGUCCAAGAAGACGCCCGAGAGCGGAUUUGGCGGACUCAGCAACCGCCGCGGCAAGAAGCCCAUCAUCGCCGCUGUCAACGGCCUGUGCCUGGGCGGCGGCAUGGAGAUGAUCAUCAACACCGACAUGGUCAUCGCCACUGUCGAUGCCCGCUUUGCGCUGCCAGAGGUUGCCCGCGGCGUAGUGCCGAUUCAGGGCGCGCUACCUCGUCUCAUUCGCUCCGUCGGCAUGCAGCGCGCAUCCGAGAUGGCCCUGCUGGGCAGAAUCUACAAGGCCGAUGAGAUGUUGCGGUGGGGACUGGUCAACCAUGUGAUUGUGCGCGGCGGCGACGUGGUUGGCGAGGCCCUCCAAUGGGCCAUUGAGCUGGCCAAUAACUCUCCAGACUCCGUCAUCGUGGUUCGCGAGGGCCUGCAGGGUGGCUGGGAGCCAGAGAAUCCCAAGGAGAGCACCGAUCGCGUCCUAGCAGAAGUCUACCCUCAGAUGGACGGGGGAGACAACAUGACGGAAGGCUUGCGGGCCUUUGUAGAGAAGAGGAAGCCGAUCUGGAAGGAUAGCAAGCUAUGAGAUGGAAAGAACCUGUCAUGGUGCCCCCUCUGUCCGUCUAGCAGGAAAUUGUAUGGUGGAAUGUCUCAGUCUAUGCGUCUUGGUGAUGCAAUACAUAUGAGCAGGUUGAGGAUCGAUCGCAGCAGACACCAUACUCCGUAUUUCGAAAUGUACAUAUGACUCGUCUAGUGUUGGCAUGUUAGUAUAGCAAAGCUCCGUCCUGCCCAGCAAAUAAUCUCGCAUGUACGAAGCUGCCUAUAGCUAGCAUCCCUUGUCUAAGAACAUAUGCUUUGUUAAUAUAGGCGGUCAGAGCAGCAGUGCUAUGCAUGCAAAGUACACUGCUCUCGCCUUGGUUAGAGUACCAGGCACGAGUGCGGAGUGUGUACU